GCUCUGCUGUCUAAUUAAACCCCUACCACGUAAUCCCAACGAAACCAUCCCCCCGUUUAAAUCCACUCCAACGGCGCUCACCACUCAAACACACUGUCCUCCGCUGCUAUCCCGUCCCAAACCCGGCCCCCGGAGGAGAGGAAACGCCAGCAGGAGCAGCAGCAGCACCGCAGCACCAUCACUGCUGCUUCUUCACGGUAACAUGGUUUGCAGGGCUCGGCUGCUGUAGCCAAGGGCCACUUAGUCAGUCACUCAGUCAGUCAGUGUGUGUGUGUGUGUGUGUGUGUGAGUGUGCAAUAAGAAUCAGUAGCAGCAGUAGUAAGAAAGCGGACCGAGAUCUCGGUCAACACUAUUCACCCGGAGCACCAGGAGGAAGGAGCCGAGCAUCUCCUGCAUCUCUACCCGGCUGUCCCGCACACCGGCCCCGCUGAUCUGGAGCAGGGAUACCCCGCCUCUCCUCCACAGACACUGCCUCGGCUUAAUCGGGUGUGAAAAGCGGCCUGGCUAGUGCUGUAGUCACCAUUGUUGUCAAGGAAACCGAGAGUCCUGUCCCGUUGCCAUGGGGAAACAGAACAGCAAGCUGCGGCCAGAGAUGCUGCAGGACCUCCGGGAGAACACUGAGUUCUCCGACCACGAGCUGCAGGAGUGGUACAAGGGUUUCUUGAAGGAUUGCCCCAGUGGAACCUUGAAUGUGGAGGAGUUCAAGAAAAUCUACGCCAAUUUCUUCCCCUACGGUGAUGCCUCCAAGUUCGCUGAGCACGUCUUCCGAACUUUUGACACCAACGGUGACGGGACGAUAGACUUCCGGGAGUUCAUCAUCGCCUUGAGCGUGACGUCACGGGGCAAGCUGGAGCAGAAGCUGAAAUGGGCUUUCAGCAUGUAUGAUCUGGACGGAAAUGGUUACAUCAGCCGCGACGAGAUGCUGGAGAUUGUACAAGCCAUCUACAAGAUGGUGUCAUCUGUGAUGAAGAUGCCAGAGGAUGAAUCCACGCCGGAGAAGAGGACGGAUAAGAUCUUCAGACAAAUGGACCUCAAUAAUGAUGGCAAAUUGUCCUUGGAGGAGUUUAUCAAAGGUGCCAAAAGUGACCCCUCCAUUGUCCGACUACUUCAGUGCGACCCCAGCUCGGCCUCCCAGUUCUGAACCUCCUAAGCCCUGCUACGACCCUUUCUCCCUCACCCUCUCUGUUGCUAUUGAAACAGUCACUCAAAUCAAUGCAUGAUGGUUCUAAUCUCUCAUUUCAUCUUUUUUUUGUUGUUGUUAUGUGCAAGGAUGGAGGAGAAAUUUUAAGGAGGCUAAGAAAAGUCAUCUCUAUCAUUUUACUUUCAUUUUUAUAUUUGGGGAAAACAAAGGGACAUGCAUACAUAAAAUGAGAAGUCGACAGUGGCGUCCGCUAAUGUUCCCGAGUAUCUCUCUCUCUCUCUCUGGAACAUCAGGUUUCCAGGGAGCUGAUGACAAGGUGUGGAUACUUUUUGCAGGGUGGGGAUGGCUCAGUUUGUCCUCCAACACACAUGUAUAUCAUGUAUAUACUGUACGUCUAUGUAUAUCAUGAGAUGAAGUACAUUUGUCUUCAUGUAUGGUGCACACUUUCUGACAUUGAAAGGCAGUAUUAUGUAGCGUAGCUUCCUGGUCUGAUCUGAUGGGUGGGUGGGAUGGAGGUGGGUAGGGUUUGGGUUGGGGCGUUAUUGGGAUUUUACUGCUAUAUGAUCUUUCGCUGAGAAAAAGAAGGCCUAAGAUCCCAUUAGGUUUUUAUCGAUAUCUUCUGGCAUUUUGUUGAUUUUUAAAUUUUAAAUGUUGUUUUUCAUUUGUACAUAUUGUUUUCCUCCUUCAUGUUGUUUUAUUUAUUCAUUUUUAUUCUUAUUAUUGUGCUUUUACUUUGAUAUGUUGUUAAAGAUUACCAUAUUCCAGUUUACAGUGACAGAGAGAGAGAGAAAAUGUGAGUUAAGAUUGAUCUCUUUGGGAUUUGUGGAUUUGUUGAAGUGGAAUAUUGUGAAAUUCUAGUGAAAUAAGGGAAUCCCAUAAUGCAUUUGAUCAACGACACCAGUAGCGCAUAUCGUUUUAGCCUCCAUGUGUUUAUAAAGUAUGGCUGUGCAUUUGGUCUGAAUGUGUGUGUGCAUGUGAAUAUGCACUGUAUGCUUGAGGCUAUAACUUUUACAGUAUUAUCAAGUUGUUGUGUUGUUUCUUAAUUUGUAAGUAUUUUAAAGUUCUUCAACAAUGAGCAGUAAACUUAAGAUAGUUGUAACCUGUCACUAUACUGCAUGAUCCUACGAACCAGACAACAACAAAAUCCACAAAAACAGUCAACGCACAGCAGUAUCUUUUUGUAGCUCUGCAGCCUCCUCAGCACUGUACCAGGCAGAAAUGAUUAAAUAUUUGUCUUGCUUUGGGACAAACCCUCCCCCCUCUCUCUCUCUUUUGCUCUGACAGACAGAGAACUCACUAAGGGCUCGUUCAUCACUCUCUAGCUGAAUGCUUUUAUAACCUCCUGGAUUAGUCUGCUUACAGAGCAGUUAGAUGAAGGGAAAUGUUUUAGGAGAUAGGAGCAAGUAGAGAUACUUGUUCUGAUUAGAGUUUUCAGGGUUUCCUGACGUAUGUAGUAAGCUGACAAAGAUCAGUGGCUUUGUUUACAUUAGCACUGAUAGAAAUUAACCUUAAUUAAUGUUUGGGAUAACUAUUCCAACAUAUUUAAUUCAUAUUUGGAGCAGUAAGAUGGCAUCAAAUCCAUCUUUCCAAUUUCAGUGAAAUACAAGACUGUAUAUUAGAGUUUGAAAGCACAGCCUCGACUGAAUAAAACAUGCUUCAGAAUAAAAGCCUCCUUCUGAAAUACUGUGCACAUGUAAACAGAGCUACUGGUUGCAGCAACACCAGCACAGCACGACUCCCAUGCAUUAACAAUUUAAGGCCCCCAUUGUCAGAUCACUAUUGCCAUCUUCUGUUUUGGAUGUUAAACACAGCACACACGUUUGUGAAGUGUGGGGCACACUGGACAAAAUAAGUAAAACUGCAUAUUGCAGAUACUCAGACCCAUUUUAGGUAAGUCCUACUUGGAAACCUUGUUUGAGGAAGGGACCUGUUAAAUAUGUUCCCAUUAUAUUGCCAUUUCUUUACUUUUACAGGCUGACAUUGUAUAAUGUAUAAGUGUUUUUAGUGUACAAGUGGUGGAAUGUAACUACGUAGAUUCACUCAAUGACUCCCACUUUACUGGAGUAUUUUCAUUUCAACGCUACUUCAUACUUUUAAUCCAGAACAUUUCAGAAGGAAAUAAUACAAUUAUUGUUUUAGAUUAAACUUCCCAAAAUUAUAUAAAACAGUUCCAACCUUAACUACAACUUUGAAGUAUUGCUUGCAUGUCAAUGCAUCAAUAAUAGUGAUUCAUUAAUAAUAAUCACACUAACAGGGGUUAUUCUGCUUAAUGAGAUCUUUUACUUUUGGUACUUUCAGUAGAUUUUGUUGCCAAUAUCUCUGCUUUUUUACUUAAACAGUUUGAAUGCAGGACUUUUACUUCUGAUAGAGUAUUUACAUAGUGUAGUAAGUAAAUGUUCUUCCAACUGCCAUUUAGCAAAGCUGAUAAUCAAAAUCCCCAAAUUUAACCACAUCCAUUAUUCUACCCUUCCUCAGUAAAAAAGGAUAAGGACAAAAACAGCCAACAUCAGCCCAGUAUGUGUUGCCCAACAUUUCACUAACUCAUACAUUUUAAUUAUUGUGUGCAAUGGUGGCAGAGUGAGCUUUCAGUGAGAACCUGAAAGCUGUGCUGGUGCAGCUGCAUCCACAGGACAUUAGGACUGACCUGAGGUUAACCUUCUACCAAACAUUUGCACAGGAGCUUCCUAACCAGCCGCACCUCUGCUUUGGGGAUCCUAUAGUGUCACUGCCUUCUGCUGGUAGGAUAAGGAACAACAGUUGCUACCCUCUGAUCUACUACAGUUGAACCCUUUUCUAUUCUCACUGCCUCUGAUGAACUGGUACCUUGUGUUGGAUAAAUACACCCACUUCUUUCUUUCUUCCUUCCUAACCUCCCUUUCUUUCCUUCCUAUUUUCUGUUGCAUGAAAACCUCACAUGAGGAUUGUCAUGUUUGUUCCGUUGGACCUGAAAGCGAAAUAUACCUAUGUGUUUCAAAGCUCAA
This is a messenger RNA of Dicentrarchus labrax (European seabass), 4122 nucleotides long. Its product is annotated as hippocalcin-like protein 1. The transcript has 5 exons. Gene Ontology annotation, molecular function: calcium ion binding. Bases 560 to 1141 code for a protein of 193 amino acids. The record is from RefSeq and is a predicted model, not a curated record. NCBI's taxonomy places the organism in Eukaryota, Metazoa, Chordata, Actinopteri, Moronidae.